This is a messenger RNA of Suillus subalutaceus, 1248 nucleotides long. RefSeq names its product MFS multidrug-resistance DHA1 sub-family. The record is from RefSeq and is a predicted model, not a curated record. The transcript has 7 exons. Bases 1 to 1248 code for a protein of 415 amino acids. NCBI's taxonomy places the organism in Eukaryota, Fungi, Basidiomycota, Agaricomycetes, Boletales, Suillaceae.
AUGAUUGCGCGCCAGGAUGACGAGGAGACACCUCUUCUGCAACGUCCAGGGCAGCCAACGACUAGAACACCUCUGCCUUGGAAUCAAUUCUGGAUUAUACUGUUCUUGCAGCUCAUUAGAGACAUUGGAGUGACUCACGGAGACGAAUCUCAGGUUGGCCACUAUGUCGGUAUCCUUUCUUGUUGUCGCGGAGCAUUUGAUGGGAGCAAUAGUGUCAUCAAGAGCAUGGUGAUGGACAUCACUGACGUAACGAAUUUGCCCAAUGCAAUUCGGUUAUGUACCAAUUCCAUGGAUGAUCGGACAAACAGCUGGGUAGGCAUACAACCACUCAUUGGGGGAUCGCUCUCCCGACCAGCAGACAGAUUCCCUGAUAUCUUUGGGCAAUCAGAUCUCCUCAAAACCUACCCAUAUCUCCUGCCAUGCUCUAUUUCGGCAACUUUUGUAUCAAUAGCUUGGCUAGUCACGUAUUUCCGUCUUAAAGAGAGUGUUUCUACCAAGACGUCACUUUGGGAGCUCAUCAAAGGAGGAUUCUUCCGACAGUCAUACUCAAAGCCUUACCAGCCAUCGAGCAAUGUGCUAGUUAAUCCUGGGGAAGAGAAUUCUGGAGAAGCUCAAUCAAAGCCGCUUCCGCUGCGCGCCUUGCUAACCCCGAAAGUUUCGACUGUAGCAGCAAAUUAUGCCACCACGGGCCUGUUUCACAUGGCGUUUACUUCGGUCCUACCUGUUUUCUAUGCGACAUCGAUUGAACUCGGUGGUCUUUCCCUCGACCCUCCUCGCAUUGGCGUUAUACUAGCAGGCACAAGCUACUUUUCUACGCUCGUUUACAUGAUCGCUUCGGUGCAAAAAGCCAUCCAUUUCACUGGCGUUAGCUCCGGCAUACCCAUCGUCAUUUUAUUUCCAGUGAUCAAUGCUCUGGCUCGAUCCCAUGGGAUAGGAUUGGCUGUGUGGCUGUGUGUUGCCAUCCAGCUUGCGCUGACGAUCAGCCUGAUCAUGUGCUACCCAUUAUUCGUCAGAACAGCUGCUCCCAGUCGCGCCUCGCUCGGAGCAACCAACGGAAUUGCCCAGAUGUUUCUCGCAGGAGCAAGGAUCAUUGGCCCAGCGUCUGCAGCUUCGGUGUUCUCUUAUUCGAUGCAGGAAGGGCAUGAUGCGUGGUUGGUAUACUACUUCUUGACGGCAAUUGCAUGUCUCGCUGUGGGUGUUUCUCUAUUACUUCCCCGAGAUCCUAGUGUAUGGGAAGAUCACCAAUAG